Molecule: messenger RNA, 987 nt
Organism: Trichoderma citrinoviride
Lineage: Eukaryota; Fungi; Ascomycota; Sordariomycetes; Hypocreales; Hypocreaceae
Product: Undecaprenyl diphosphate synthase
Exons: 3
Coding region: 1-987 (328 amino acids)
Cellular component (GO): endoplasmic reticulum membrane; dehydrodolichyl diphosphate synthase complex
Molecular function (GO): ditrans,polycis-polyprenyl diphosphate synthase [(2E,6E)-farnesyl diphosphate specific] activity
Source: RefSeq, a predicted model, not a curated record
AUGCCCAUGUCUAUUCAGGAUACAAUGGCCUACAGGGCCGACGAGAGACAUGGCCAUGCUCUUCUUACCGAGGCCCAGCGACAGGCCAUCUUCAAGGCUUCGCUUCCCGCCCCAAUCGAUGGACCAGCCACCGUGAACAGCAAGGGCGGACCGGUUCCGCGCAGAUCCCGGCUUGGAGUCCGACGCUUUUUGAAGAAUCAAGUCUUCGUCUUCGUUUUCGCCCUCAUGCAUGGCAUCUUCUCCCUAUACAUCAAGUCACGGCAGACCUGGCACGGCGUGGCCUAUCAGAUCUCUUCGAUACUAUACUACCACCACGCGACGCCGCAGUACAUCCGGCGGGACGUUGAGGGGCUGAGCAAGAAGCCCAAGCAUCUCAGUGCGAUCCUGAAGACCGAGGUCAACCACAGGGCGAAGACCGAUGUUGACCGACUCAUCGAAGAGACGGCCGAGCUUGCAACGUGGUGUGCUUGCGCAGAGAUCCCAAUGCUCUCCAUCUACGAAAAGUCAGGAGUCCUGAAGAAGCACAUGCCUCGUGUCUACGAAGCCGUCAUACAAAAGUUCACCUUUUACUUUGGCACUGAACACCCAACCCUGUCUGUGACUUCCCCUCACAAGGACGACUUCCCCACGCGGAUGCUCGAGGAGAGCAAGCACGGCCACCUACAGCUUCACCUCAUCUCUUACCAGGACGGCCGAGAGUCCAUCGUGGACCUCACCCGAACCCUUGCAGACAUGUCACAGCGGGGCAAGAUUUCCCCGCGAGACAUCUCUCAAGAACUUGUCGAUGCCGAACUCUCAGAGGGCAUCCUCCCGGAACCGGACUUGCUGAUCCUGUUCACCCCUUAUGUCGAGCUGUCGGGCUAUCCGCCGUGGCAGAUUCGACUGACUGAGAUCUUCUGCCUGCAAGACAACGAAACGUUUGGCUAUCAGGUAUUCCUGAGGGCUUUGAGGAAGUUCGCUUCCGCCCAGAUGCGUCGCGGCAAAUAG